Molecule: messenger RNA, 544 nt
Organism: Emiliania huxleyi CCMP1516
Lineage: Eukaryota; Haptophyta; Isochrysidales; Noelaerhabdaceae
Exons: 1
Source: RefSeq, a predicted model, not a curated record
AUGACCAAUCUCAUCACCGACUCUUCUGGCGAUCCCGUCACUCUCGACGACAACCUCGGCCUGCGCCCUCGCGCCCGCGCCGUCUCCGGCCUGCGCCCCUGCGCCCGCGCCAUCUUCGGCUCAGCGCCGCCCAUCAUCCAGCUCGCCCUCUCCAUCGCCACCUCCAUCUUUGUCGUCACCGUCAACUUUGUCCACUACUUUCUCACUGCCGCCCGCCGGCUCGUUGUGCGCGCUCGCGAGCGGUUCACCGCCGCUUGCGCUCUCUCUGCGGCCUGCGUGGCCCGCGCCAAGACUCGCGUCGCCUUCGGCUCCGGAGUCUACUGGUACUGCGUUUUCACCAUCCUGCUCACCGUCACCCUCGCCGUCGCUGUUUCUGGACCAACACCAGUGCCAGUCCCCGCAGAGCCGCUUCCAGACAUGAUCUCCAUCAACGGCGGCUGCCAUUUUGCGCUCACCAGCUCCUCUGCAUCAGCACAGCCUCCAGGAAGGCCGCCAGGCGCUCCCGGAAGGCAGCCCGAUGGAUGGUUUACAACCGUCCUCACAG